Messenger RNA from Monosiga brevicollis MX1, 1821 nucleotides. RefSeq lists its product as uncharacterized. The coding region runs from base 1 to 1821 and encodes 606 amino acids. NCBI's taxonomy places the organism in Eukaryota, Choanoflagellata, Craspedida, Salpingoecidae. The transcript is spliced from 3 exons. Gene Ontology annotation, molecular function: protein binding. The record is from RefSeq and is a predicted model, not a curated record.
AUGGCCGGGUUGAGCACGCUGCAGGAAUUGGCCGCCAGUAUGGAUGAGCAGCCUGUGGUGGAGGGGGAUCGUGGUGAGAUGUAUCGUGUGGAUAAUGCAGGCCAUGAUCUGCCGCGGCCGGGGGCAGCAACGAGUCAGCGCAGCAGUCGGAGUAGUCGUGGCAGUCGGAGUAGCCGGGAGAGCUCGGGGACUGCUUUUCGGCGCGCUGGCUCUUCUCAGCGAAGCUCGGUGCAUGGACGAUCAGAGACGCUUCAACUUCUGCUGGAGGAGCAGGCCCAUCUGCAAGCCCAGGUAGAGGGGGCGCAGGCUCGCUUGCGCAGUGAUACGCAUUCACUAAAGGAUGACCUGUACGCGCGCAAUCGCGACCUGGCCGAGACCAAUCGGGAUCUGCGUGACCGUCUAGAGGUGCUCAAGCAGCAGACGUUAGAGGAGAUUGGUCUGCGCGUAGCAGCAGAACGCGAGGCUACAAAAUUGGCUGCUGACAUCCUAGCCUUGCGAGACGAACUCUCGGACCAGGAUGAGCCUGUCCCCGUGGACGCCCUCAGCCUCCUGACGCUGGUCGAGACGCUGCAGGCAUCUCGACAUGAGCGCGACAUGGCUCUGGAGCGCGCAAAACGGGCCGAAGCGGCGCGUGCCAAGCUCGAGGCACACAUGCAAGAGCAAAGAGGGCGAACCCAUAAACCAGGUGGAGACGCGGAGCCCCUCAAAUAUUAUGAGGAGGUGCAUCAGCUCCAAAAGCAGCGUCACGAGGAAAUGAAACGAGCCAUGCAACGCCUGCAAGCACAGCUUGCGGACAAAGAGCGAGAGCUUGCUGAUUUGCAAGCGAUGGUGGGCCCAGAUGUACGGCGCAAGUGGGAUGACGAUGCCAUGGCCUUUGUGCCCACGGCACAGGAGUUGCGCCUGCAGGAGCUGCAAGCAGAGGUUGAGCGUCUGCGUGCCAGGGCAGCGCGUGACCACCAGCAGCGAAAAGAUUACGAGCACUUGGCACGUCGGCAUCAGCAGCGCGAGGCGCGUGCCGGCGCGCAGGAGCGACUGCAACAUCUGGUGCGCGAGUAUGAGGCUGACCAAAAGCGGCUGCGUCACCAGAUGCAGCACUUGCAGCGUCAGCACGAUGCCCAGGCCAAGGUGCAGGAGAUGCAGCUCUCGGACCUGGAAACGGCCUUGCAUCAUGCACAAGCACAGAUGCCCUUGUCGGCACCCGAUGCCUACGUCACCCUCUGCGCCCACCAGUGGCAGGUGGACACAUACCUGGACCUCGCGCGUGCCUUGCAAGAGCUGCUGCACCUUACGUUCUACCAUCUGUCAGACGCCGAUGCACAGCAACUUCGUCGCCACAUGGAGGCCUUGGACCUGGGCUUGCUCGAUGAGGAGCUGCCCGCUCGGUGGGAGUGUCUGGUUGAUGCCAAUGGCCUCUGCUAUUACGUGGAUCAUGAGACCAAGACCUCGUCCUGGAUUCAUCCACGGUUUACCCAAGCUUUGGAGCAAGUGGCUCACCAUCAAUCAGUGGACCCUCUGCCACCACCAGCUCGAGUCGACGAGCCACAGCGUCGUUCGUCUGGACCGCCCACAACCUAUGCCGAGGGCGCUGCCAUCGUUGCCGCCUUGCAGCAGCAGCCGGUUCAGCAGCAGAUACAGCGGCAGCGAAAACAGUCGGGUCAAGACCUUCCACCUCGACAGUCGCGAGGAUUGUUGCCUGCCAGUGCCGUAUCAAGCCGCGCAAGCUCUGAGCAAACCAAGUCAAAACCCAAAUCAAACAAGACGUCUUGGCGAGGGCGCCGGCGACAGAGAGAGGUAUAUCAGCUGGAAGAAGAUCUGGUCUGA